This is a messenger RNA of Knipowitschia caucasica, 1188 nucleotides long. NCBI's taxonomy places the organism in Eukaryota, Metazoa, Chordata, Actinopteri, Gobiiformes, Gobiidae. The record is from the annotation of a GenBank genome assembly.
AUGCUCCACACCUGUACCUGUGCUCCUCAUGCUCCACACCUGUACCUGUGCUCCUCAUGCUCCACACCUGUACCUGUGCUCCUCAUGCUUCACACCUGUACCUGUGCUCCACAUGCGUCACACCUGUACCUGUCCUCCACAUGCUUCACACCUGAACCUGUCCUCCACAUGCUCCACACCUGUACCUGUGCUCCUCAUGCUCCACACCUGUACCUGUGCUCCUCAUGCUUAACACCUGUACCUGUGCUCCUCAUGCUUCACACCUGUACCUGUGCUCCUCAUGCUUCACACCUGUACCUGUGCUCCACAUGCUUCAUACCUGUACCUGUCCUCCACAUGAUCCACACCUGUACCUGUGCUCCUCAUGCUCCACACCUGUACCUGUGCUCCUCAUGCUUCACACCUGUACCUGUGCUCCACAUGCUCCACACCUGUACCUGUGCUCCUCAUGCUUCACACCUGUACCUGUGCUCCACAUGCUUCACACCUGUACCUGUGCUCCUCAUGCUUCACACCUGUACCUGUGCUCCUCAUGCUCCACACCUGUACCUGUGCUCCUCAUGCUUAACACCUGUACCUGUGCUCCUCAUGCUUCACACCUGUACCUGUCCUCCACAUGAUCCACACCUGUACCUGUGCUCCUCAUGCUCCACACCUGUACCUGUGCUCCUCAUGCUUCACACCUGUACCUGUGCUCCACAUGCUUCAUACCUGUACCUGUGCUCCACAUGCUUCACACCUGUACCUGUGCUCCUCGUGCUUCACACCUGUACCUGUGCUCCACGUGCUCCACACCUGUACCUGUGCUCCUCAUGCUUCACACCUGUACCUGUGCUCCACAUGCUUCACACCUGUACCUGUGCUCCUCAUGCUUCACACCUGUACCUGUGCUCCUCAUGCUCCACACCUGUACCUGUGCUCCUCAUGCUUAACACCUACUCCAAGCAGAACGGCGACGCUGCGAACGCUGCUCUAGCCAACGAGGACUGUCCCACCAUCGACCAGGUGCUGGGGGACGAGCGCAGCCCAGCCACCGGGGGCCUGGGCUCCAACACCAGCCGUGAGCGCUACCCCCACGACCGCGCCUGCUUCCUGCUGAGCGCGGGCGAGUUCCAGAGGCCCUCCGACGCCAACGUCCGCAAAGGUAGGGAGGAGGGGGGAUGGGGAGGGGGAGGUCAGAGGGGGUGA